Messenger RNA from Dendroctonus ponderosae (mountain pine beetle), 2249 nucleotides. RefSeq lists its product as uncharacterized. Lineage: Eukaryota; Metazoa; Arthropoda; Insecta; Coleoptera; Curculionidae. Gene Ontology annotation, cellular component: membrane. The record is from RefSeq and is a predicted model, not a curated record. Gene Ontology annotation, molecular function: ligand-gated monoatomic ion channel activity. The transcript is spliced from 6 exons. The coding region runs from base 15 to 2090 and encodes 691 amino acids.
AGACAUGGGCAUAGAUGAAGACAACCUCAGGCGCGAAGAGGCCGGAGUGGGAGCCGCCGUUAGACCGAGAAAAUUCGGUUCACCCUCCAAUAAAAAGUUAUCACUUCAAAAAUAGUGAUUUUGUAGUCAUUCAAUCAAAAGGGCCACAUCAUAAGAAUAUGGUGGUGAAAUGUCUUGAGCAGAUUACCAAACAUGCAUACAACUUCACGAAGAUUAACAAAAACUACCAUACAGACUUUCUGUUGACUUAUUUAAUCAAUCAAGAUCUUAGUAUGCCAGGAGCUGAGAUUCAGGAUGAAUUAUUGAAGCUUUUACAUAAAAGCGACAAAUACACCAUUGAGGUACUUCAGUAUGGCCGAACUGAUUUCCAAUCAUAUUUAUCAAACUGCCCAACCGAUGCAUUUGAAAUGCUUAGCCACUCAUCAGAUUGCAUCAGAAAACACGUAAAACAGAUGAAAACCACUGUGUAUUUAAUAGUAAUGGAUGAUGUUGAAAUGAUGAAGAGCAAGCUGGAAAACAUAGCAGAAACGUCCAGUUUCAACAGAGAUGCCCUUUGCAUCAUUUAUUACUCGAAAAUUGGCAACAAAAAUAAUUUUGUCACUGGGGAAAUCAUUUCAUACUUAUAUGAUGUGAUGGUGAUUACAAAGAUUGUGAUAAUGAUGCCGAUUAAUUUGACAACUUUUGAAACAUACAUAUUUAAGAUUGAUAAUCAAAGCGGCAUGAGAUGUUUUUCGAAAUCGGCGUUUAAAAUACAAAAAUCUUAUCAGUGUAAUCAAGGAACUUUAGCAACUAACGGAUCAAAUAUAUUCCAAACGAAAGAACUGAAGAAUUAUCAUCAGUGUUACACGCGCGUUCAUGCUUUGCCAUAUGAGCCAUUCGUUAUUAGUAACCUUUCAGGAAUAGAGACCGAUGUAAUAAACGAAAUUGGAAAAGUCCUCAAUAUUUCCAUUCAUAUUCAGUUAUAUCCAAGUGCCCCAAUGGAUUUGGGUGAAAAGUGUGAUAACGGAAAUUGGACCGGCUUUCUAGCACCCGUUUACGACUCAUGGCAUUUAGGCAUUGGAAAUGUUCCCCCCGAAUCGGAAUAUAUGGAUGACUUUACGUUUACUCUUGACUACAUUAGAGCCAAAAUCGUUUAUGUAGUUCCCAAUGCAAAUUUGGUUCCCAGUUGGCGUACAUUUAUGGUAAUCUUCAAUAUAGAGAUAUGGGGAAUAUGUCUCUUAGCAAUAAUUAGCUUUGCUGUUGCUUUUCGCGUUUUAAAAACCAAAAGCGACGAUCGGUCCUUUAGGACGCUUCAGAAAUGUUUCGCGGUUGCGUUUCAAAUCCUUAUAGCGCAUCCCAUAGAAAAACAACCAAAGUCCGAUUUUACCAGAGUUUACUUCAUUGCAUUAGCCAUGCUAUCGAUAGUGCUGAACUCGGUGUAUACUUCUUCAAUGAUUUAUUUUCUUCAGAAUCCUAUAAGGGAACAUCAAAUAUCAACUGAUAAAGAGAUUGCCAACCAUUUACCACUCGGGAGUUCACCAAAAUAUAAGGAAAUGUUCAAUGGAUCAUCGAACCAGUUUGCGAAAGUAAUGCACGAUUCUUAUAUUACCGUUAAUGAGAGUUUGGAUACCAACAAUUAUUGGAUAGCUAAAGUGGGGAACGAACGGAACAUAUGCACUUUGGGGAUCGAAAUCAAUUUAAACUACCUUCUAUCGAAAAAGAAUCGACUGGUAACUGAUAAAUUUGGCAACGACAAAGUGUUCGUAUUGGAAAAGCCUUUGAGAAGUCAACCGGUGGGCAUUAUAAUGAGAAAAGGUAACUUUUUUCUCGAUAACUUUAAUUCGGUUAUUCAGAAAUUGAUAAUUGAGGCUGGGAUUAUCGAAAAAAUUAAGAGCAAAUAUUUGCAAUCGACUGUCCAUUCUAUGGGAGACCAUGAAAUGUCCGAAAACAAUAACAAUAUGCACAGUUCCAGUAAUUUAGGACAGUCAGCUCUUUCCACUCAUCAUCUCGAAGGAGCUUUUGCCAUAUUAGCUUUAGGGGAAGUUUGCGGGUUUUUAGUGUUUGCUUUUGAAAUUGUUUACUGCCGAGUGUUAGCAAAGAUGAAUACAUAAAUCAUAUAGUAAAAUGUGGAAGAAAUAUUUUAUUUAAGAUUGCUAUUGCACUUAGAGAUUUACUUGGUGCGACGAGUCAUUUGCAUAGUUUUUUCAACAUAUGUGGUCUGGAUUGAUUAAAAACGCUCUCAACCUACUAAUAAAUUGUAUAUACUUUUC